This is a messenger RNA of Podarcis lilfordi (Lilford's wall lizard), 31484 nucleotides long. Lineage: Eukaryota; Metazoa; Chordata; Lepidosauria; Squamata; Lacertidae. The record is from the annotation of a GenBank genome assembly.
CCCCAAAGUUUAAACAGCUGCCGUGUCGAACAGUUUCGGAAGUUGCGGACUAGCAAUAAAUGCGCAUCGGUUUUGGGAUUCCUAGCUGCGUAACACCUGGCCUCCCUCGCAGACGGAGGGGCGAGAAACUUUGCAGCCAGGUGCGCGUGUCCAGGGAGAGAAAAGAGGGGCAAACGGAAGCGGGCGAGAAGCGCGCCGCCUGCCCGUUGAAGUCUGCGGUGGCGGCGCCGCCUCUUCCUGUGCAAGGGAGCGAAGCCGCUCCAAACCAGCCAGACCGCGAGCGAAACUGAAACACUUCUUCGGUUGACGUCCUGCCUCCUUGCCGUCUCCCCCCCCCCCCAAAAAAAAAGUCCGCGAGGCGCGUCAAGAGGCUAUUUGUGCCACUAGGCGCGCGCCGGCAGACGCACGUGACAGGACUAGCCCACGUUUCCCAGUCCCUCUGCGAAUACUGGGGAGGGGGGGGACGGGUAAAGAGCGGGCGAACUGCCUGUUCGAACUCUCCUCCCCUUCGAUCCCGCACGUGAUUCCCCCUCCCCGGAACGUGGUAUUGUGUAAUCACGUGACCCCCCCUUUACGGGGCUCGCGCCUGCGCGCGCGCGCGGGGAGAGUUGGGGGGGUAGGUGGGCCGUUGAGGGAGGGCUCGCGAGUGCGGUGGCGGUUGGUUGGUUGUGGUUGGUAGUGGUAGGGUGGGGGGAGGGGGGCUGCGUACGCGACGGAGCGGGGUGCGAAGAUGGCGGACGAGGAGGCCGAGCAGGACAGCGGCAGCCACGGCCCUGGCGGCGAGAGCGGCCUCCUCCCUCUGGAUAUGCGGCGCUUGAAGGGGCGGCUGCUGGAGCUGGAGACGGGGCUGCGGGAGAGCCGGGAGCCCGCCGUGGAGGCGGCCGCCGAGUACUGUCAGCAGCUCUGCCAGGUCAGGACGGGGCCGGGGCGGGCAGGCGGGAGGGUCCUCUCUCUCCUUGCCUCCUCCUCCUCCUCCUCCUCCUCCAGCGGGAGCAGGAAGGAGCUGGGCCGCGCUGCUGCUGCUCUCCUCCUCGAAACUGGCUCUGAGGGAGGGAGCGGGCGAGCAGAAGUGGCCCGCCCCCCUCGCCGGGAGGGGAGUUCAUCGCGGGCCCGGAAUCCCCUCCCCCCACAACCUGUCUUCCCGGCAGCUCCCCACCCCCCACGCGGCUCCCUCUUCGACUCGGCCCCUUUGUUUUGCUGCUGCUGCCGCCGCCGCCGCCUCGGGUCUGGAGGGGCCUUUGUCUGCUGAUGGCGGCGGCGGAGAGCCCGUGCCCCUGGCCCAGCAAUAAGCCGGAGCGUGAAGGAGGGGAGGGGAAGGGUGGCUUGUUCCAGCGGGAGGAAGCGAGGGAAGGGGCUGGCUAUGGGGGCUCCCUCACCCGCUCGGUUGUACCUCGAGGACUCAUGCUCCAGGUGCCAGAGAAGGAAGUCCUGCCCCGGUUUCCCCUUAUGCCACAAAUAUUUCAAUAUAACCCAUCAGCUUGCCCAUGGGAGCUAGCGCGCAGCUGCCCCACACCGGGAGGCUUAGUCGUAAGGCUCCCUUCAUAUGUUACCCCCAUAGACGAGCAUAGGAAGAGUCAGUCUAGUGAUCAGGGUUUCCGGAGUAUCUUUGAGCCAGUGUUGUUGUGAUUGAACGAUCUUUCUAACUGCCCUUGGAUUUUGUCAAUUAAAUCAGGUUACUCUAAACUAACAUGGUAUUUGUAGUGUUUGCUCAGGAUGCACACUAUUGCUCUUUCCACAAAUGUCUUGCCCAUCAAAUGUCUGUUUCCGCCAAUUUGUCGAUUGGAAAACUGUCAUUUCAGAAAUCCACUUAGUUCAAAACUUACAUAUUUGAAUGGAAGACAUGAACUGCUUUAAACAAUCAUGCUUGAAACAGAUACUUUUUGAUACAAUCACACAAAAAUAACAUAUUGGCCUGGUUCUCGUGUCACUUAAAGUAUCAUUCACCUAAGUGGCAUGCUGUUGAAAUGUCUUACUCCGGAUGCUAAGCCAUAGUUUGGUCUUAAUGUUAUGUCUGAACCCGAACUCAUGAUUGGUUUCUUCCUAAACUACGAGUGGUAAACCAAGGUUUGUGUUUUGUUUACCACUUUUGUGUAUGGCUGACUUGGUAUAAGACAGCUUUCUAUUUCUGUGCAUGUUUGCUCAAAAGAAAAUCCCGCUGUGUUGGGUGGAAUUUAAUUAAUUGUUAUUAAGUUUCUUUUUUCUAGGUCAGAAUGUUUUUUUUAAAAUUUAGGCCUAUAAUAAUGGAUCACAUUCAGUUUUUGUCCAUCUGUAUAUAUAGUCAAUAGGGAGUCAGCCUUAGGAUUUACUCCUCACCUCUGUCAAACCAUUUACAACCAUCCCAUCAUUCCCAACUACACUGUUGAUUUUAUUCACUCCUGCUUUCAGGAGUUCUCAACAGUGUAGUUGAGCUCUCCAACAUCAGCUCAGUGUCUCUUGAUCAUAUAUCUUAAUUGAGAUUUGAAACUGUGCAUUAGGCUUCAGUUUAUGUAUUUCUAAAAUGUAUCAGGCCUUGUUCAUGUGAACUAGCUAUGGCAUUUAACUUUAUCAGUUGCCUUUUGGAAAAAAACCUUUGUUCAAGUUGAUGUAAUAAAAUAGAUAAUCCUGAUUUUAUGAGAUGAAAUUAUAAUUAUUUCCAUUUUACAUGUUCUUAUUCCAUUCUUCCACCUUUUUUCUUACACACAAUCUAGCUCUUAAUUAUAAGUUUGUGUGUGUGUAUAUAUAUAUAUAUAUACACACACACACCUUAUUUGUUGUGUAUAUGUAUAUCUUAAUAUUUACUAUGAUUUAUUCACUAUUAUGGAUAUUGAUGUUUAUGUGAUUAAUAAUAAUAAAAAUCAGAUUAUGUAAACAAGAUUGGGUGGAUGGGAUCCAAGGAACAGCCAGGAACUUUGGCUCCUGAUGGUUCCUUUGGAGUCCCAUCUUUACCCACACCAUAUCUGAUGUCAUGCAUGGUAUCAGGUGUGGGAUGUGUGGGUAUGACUUCCUAAAAAUGGCCUGGUGGGCCAUGUUUGGUACAUGGGUCUGAGGUUCCCCACCACUGUACUAUCAGUGACAAGAGUGAGAAUUCCUGACUCCCUAGCUGUGUAUGCCCCUUUCUGUGAUAAGGCGUGUUCAAACUGGCUCACAGCAAUGCCAGAAUAGGGUAUAAUAGUAGGAAAAUCUAUAGCAAUUCAAUUGAUAGUCUCCCCCCCUUUUCUAAUACUUAAUUUAUCCUUCAAUUUUAAAAGAAAUUUUGUGAUGGGUGUUUAUGAAAGAUGUUACAUCUAGCUAAAAGGCAGUUUAUCUUUUAGCUAUGCCUCCGUUGCAAUCAAAGAAAUUUGGGAGAGUCGAGUACUUCUUAGCUUUAUAGAAGCUUGGAUAAAGAACGGUAUACAGUGUAAAAUUAAAGGGGGCUUGUAUUCUCUCAAGUCCUUGCAUCUUCAUUAUAGUGGCAGGCCAGACACAGGCCUGCCUAGUUAGAAGGGAACUCAUCAAAAACUCUCCACCACAGUGUGAUGGUGCUUUAACAAGUGAAAAUGAUUUCCAGGGCUGAACUCACCUGGUGUCUUUCAUGUAUUAAUGUAAUUAUUUAAUUAUAUUUUUAUUUCGCUUUUCAGACAAAUAUUGUAUCUCAAAAUGGCUUACAUCAAUCAAAUGUUAGAUACUGGCCCUGCCCUCAGACUUACAAACUAGAAAGACAAGAUGUACAAGGGAAGGGGACUGGAGGGAAAAGGUAAAGGAGGGAGAUCAAUUUAACAAUGCCAAAAUAAACUGAUUAGUUGUAAUCAGGCAUUUGUAUCCAGUUGAGGUUAGGUGAUCUUUCCUUACCGGUGUUUUUGAACAGAUAGGCAUGGUGUGGCAACCUGGCGAUCCUUAGUUCUGACAUUAGCAGAAGCCAGGUUAUCCUUCUCACAGUCUCGGGGAAAUUCUUUGGGUGCAAAAGUCCAUAGUGACUCUGAAUUUGCACUUGGCAGUACUGCUUUGGAACAAUUGGCCUAGCUCUCAUAAAGAAAGGGAAUAGAGAGAGGGCCAGAUUUGUCCUCCUUCACAGGUGUUUGAUACCCCCUCCCUUAGUGAUCCUGCUCAGAUGUAUUAGUAAUGUAAAAUGAAAUUUAUUAUGUAUAAAUUAUUGCAUGUUAAUAGAUAAUACAUGCUUUCUGCCACACUUCAGAUUCUUUGAAGAAAAGGUCCAAUACGAUGUUCAUGUAUUAUUCUCUAUGUAGAAAUAUUCUCCUUUGGGUUUUUCCCAAUUGAAGCCUCUGUUUCAUGGCAUCAAUCUAUUAAUGUUCAUAAGGGUUACUUCCCAUUUGGUAACACUGGUUUUUUAGAAUUAAAUGAUUCUUCACACUAGUUGACAAAAUAUUCUAACAUCCCCCAGAAUUCAUGCAAUUGACAGCAUGUAGUUCUUUGUGAUAGACCAUAUUAGUUUUGGGCAACAAAACAAAAAGGCCAUGGAAAUAUAAUAAUUAAGAUUUUCAUUUUAGUGUGCCUCACUGGCAAAGCGUUCAUUGUUGUUGUUUUUUAAUAAGAUAUUUAUUAAGGUUUUUUGAAAUAUUACAGUGAAAAUGAAAAAGAAAAGAGAAAAAUACAAAAUAAAAACAGUUAAAAACACACAUAUUUUCUAUUACUUAUUUUCCUUUAGCUUGUUUCCCAGACCUCCUCGUACCUCCCUUUUUUGUAUUCCACUUCAAUUUAUUGGUUCAGCAAAUCCUUACCAUUAGAUUUUAACCCAUUUAUAACCCUUUUUUUUCAUAUUCUCUUAGAGCAUUACAGCUGGAAACCGCUUAAUUACUAUCCAACAUCAUUCUAUCAUUCAUUAAUUUUACAAUAUUUCUGUAAAUAGUCUUUAAAUUUCUUCCAAUUGCAUUCUCUAAUGCCAUUUCUCAUGGAGAGAAGAGAUUUAAAAAUGCUGUAUCUUAGACACCAUGAAGAAAGGUGGAAUAAUUGGGCAACAAACGGAAAACUAUUGUCUAUACAGUUGACUCACAACUCGCACAGGGAUUAGGUUCCAGGGACUGUGUGUAAAGCUGAAAUUGCACAUAGUCAGAACAACCCCAGAACCAGCCCCUGCAUAACUAUCUCUAUUUCUUCCAAUUGUUACCUGUGCUAGGAGAAUUCUUUGUGAUUUAUAUUUGUGUCUCUUGAAUUAUUCCUAUCCUCCUGCUAUUAUAGUGGAUUAAGAGACAAAAAUCAUUAUGAUUAAUAUUUCAUUUUUAAUUGUAUAUAGAAUAGUCUCACUUGCUCAUGGCACAGUACCAAUCAUUAGGCAGAAUUUGAAGAUACCCCUUGUCUACAGUAACAUUACCAAGUUUAGCUCUAACAUUACCAAGUCUAGAUCUGCAUUUCUAUGCACCCUUAAAUAGGAGUUAGUUCCACUCAGUGGGACUUGCUUUUGAGUAAACAUGCAUUUCAGUGUAUAAUUUUUUUUAAGCUUUAUUGCUUUGUUAAAGAGAAGGACAUUUUUAAAAAUCAUUCUACAGCUAGGCAGUACCUGGAAAUCUCAGAAGCCAGAGGGGGUUAGACAGUACACAGAGGGUUUAUUUAUCUUCUACAUAUCAUGUUGAAUGAGCUGUGAGUUUUCUGCACAGUUUUCUCUCACUGUCCAGGCCCAGCUAUGCUUGACCAAAAGCUUGAGCACCAUGUACCUCAGAGCCUCUCUUUCUCCAAAAUGGAAUUUUUGUGCUCUGCAUAGCUCUGUACUAUUACAAAUUGGCUGACGAAAGCUGAGUAACAAAAUACACAAAUACAUGCAUAGUUGCAUACACUGGUCUCAUCAGGAAAUAAUGAACACUUCCAAAAACAAGUGCAAGAGAUAUUUCUUAGUGUUUCUACUCUCCUCUGUCCCUCGUCCCUAAGGUAAGGCUAAUAGGUCAUUUUCCAACUCACAAAAUUCCCUGUAGAGUUGUAGCACUAGAUCAGAAAUCCAGUCUUUUCUGCUUGUCCAAUGGAGCUGUUAUGAAGGGUGAGUGACAUUAUUUCAACCAGCUACAUCAUGCACUAUUUUAAUUGUCCAGUCCUGCUAUUAAAUAACGCCUUUCCCAAGAAAGAUAUGGCCCAAAUACAGUGUUCUUAAGUACCUGCUACCAUAAUUGGGAUUAGAGAAUCACAUCCCAGUUGCUGUGCAACAACUGGUAAUAUGUCUGUGGCUGAUUGCAGCAGUUGCAACAGCUACCAGCCAGGGAAUAGGAUGCCACAUGCUUGCAGCUUUGUGUUGGAGCUGUUGCAUUAAUAGUGGUGCAGAGCAGCUGUGAUGUGCGGUCUCUCAAUCCCAUUUGUGUCUGAGGUUUGCUGUGUCUGGUAUGUCAGCACAGUGCUUUGCAACAUAUUGAGGUUCAGAGCACAUAAAUGUUCCUUCUCUUAUGCUCUUUGGUGGGACAUGGAAGAGAAAAGUCUUACUCACUUGGUAGAUUCUAAAAAUGUACAGUAUAAUGUUGAGAAAAAAAUGGUAAAUGUGUCAAGUCUCAUAUCAGUGAAUAAAAUGGAAAAAUGGACUCCAGUCUUGAUUAUUCCAUCUUCAUGUUUUCUCAACAGACGCUUCUUGUAUAUGCAGAAAAUUGGAAGACAUCUGAGGAUCCUUUGCCUUUGCUGGAGGUAUACACAGAGGCUAUCCACAGUUAUGUUAAAGUGCGAUCUUACCUUACCUCUGAAUGUGAAAAUGUAGCCUUGGUGCUUGAACGCUUAGCACUGUGAGUAUACUAUAAUUAGUUUUAUGUACACUUGUUUUAUAUUUUCAAGCUACUUUGGAACAUAAUGCUGUAUAUAGUGAUGGAUAGUUCUUUUAGAUAGUAAAUGAGGGCCUGAUUUACGUCUUUAAUACAUUGGUGAAAGGAAAUGGGACUAGAUUCAGCUAGUGUUGGACUAGGACCUGGGAGAUCAGGGUUCAAAUACCAACUCAGUAAUGAAGCUGGGUGACCUUGGGCCAGUCACAGCCUGUUAACCUACCUCACAGGCUUGUUGUAGGGUUUAACUGCCGGGGGGGGGACACAUACACCAUGUACUCCUUGGAGAAAAAGGUGGGAUAUAAAUGCAAUAAAUAUGCUCUUCUGCUUACCUGCUUAAGAAAGCUGGACGGGCCAGCCAGAUGGAGAUGUCAGUUGCCAACCUGGUAUCUAGAGAUCUCCACGUGGUUGCAAUUGGGCCCGCACCAGUCACAAAAAGCGCCUGGUACUAGCUGAUUUCGAACAUUGCAUGCUGGCCAGCUCUGACAGGUGGGACCACCCAACUGCCAAUCUCCUGACAUCAUAACAGCAUCAGGUGAUUGAUACCAGUCAAAGUUUAAAGGUGAUCAUUUACCACCAAUCGGCUCACUGGCAAUUACAGACACCUUAUUAUUGGCACUGGGAAUACUUGCCCCACAGCUGACAUCACAUAUGACACAAGGUGAAUGUGGUUUAUGAGACGCUACCUCAUGGGCCAAAUUAGGAUCCGUGCCAGAUCCAAUUAGGCCUGUGUACUGGAGGUUCCCCACUCAUGUUGUGAGCAGUGAGAAAUUAACUGAUUUUGCAAUCUUUCUUACUUUUUCAGAAGCUAUGCUGAACUUCUGCUAUCCCUGCCUCUUGAACUGCCUGAAAACCAAUGGAAAGAGUUUCAGUCCUUUAUUCAGGUAAGAAUUUGGUUUCUUAACCAACCUAUUCAUCUGGAGUCAUAAAUAUAUAAUGUUUGGUGCCUCGUGUUUCUCCUACUGUGAUGAGUUCUGUUGUGUGUCGGUCUCUCAGAUUUAUUGUGAUCUAAAUCUCAGUGAGAUGAUGGUUUAUAGUUCUGCCAGGGGAAAAUUGUUCAGAUGGAAAGUUUGGUUUAGUUUAGUAGCCUUCCAUUUUUUCAAGUUAACUCACCCCUUGUGUUUUGGCAAGGUAAAGAAACUUUGUGAUAAAGGGGAAUUGAAAAUUUGAAGCACUCCACAGUUCUUAUCAUAAUCCUCCGUAUUCUGAACAAGAAUAGUAUUGACGUACACAAAUCUGUAUAAAAAUAUGAACAAAAUAGUGCAGGAACUCUUUGAUUGCGGUACCUUUUUUAAAAAGUAUGCUUUCUAUCCCACCAAGUUAUUUUGCUUAGUGUAUGAUCCUGCUUCAUAAUCUGUUAGCGUAACCCCUUGAGUUGUAGGUUUGUUAGUUGUUGUUUUUUUAAAAAAAAGUAUGAUUGGAAGUGAGUUGUGAAAGGCAGAUAGCAGUGAGCACUUCGAAAACUCAGUGUUCUUAUCUCUUCUCAAUCCGUUAGAUGCUAUCCAGCUAACAUAGUUUAGAGACCCAUUUCAAUCCCUGCUCAGUUUAUUCAAUUUAACAGAGAAACAGGGAAGAUUGUAAUUUGGAAUUAGGAAGAAUGGUACAAAGAUAUGAUUACGUGGCCAGAAAAUUAAUGGGAAGUGCUGCGCUUUUACUCUUCAGUAUUAGAGCCUGCACUCUACAGAUGAGAAGUGAAGAUUUUAUACAAGGUCCACCAGACAGGACAUUGGAAUAUCCUUUGAAAUUCCAUGUACAGUACAGCAUUGAUCAUCAACUGGAGAAGCCACCCAUGCCUUUUAAAAGGCGGCAUAUCAGGCAGAAAUUUAAAAGGCGUGACUGUCGCCCACUGUUGCAUUUAUUGAAUUCCUACCUGUCACACAGCUUUAAAAGGAUACGACUCCUUUCAUCUCUUUUCUCCCUUCUUUUAACAUAUUUAGUUUGUUUUGCACAGAAUGCUUUCAAAGUUCUCAAACAGAAGAGAGCACUGUGUCUGGUAGAUGGACUAGGAAUUCCAUUUUUGUAGCCUACAGAGACCCUUCUGCUGUAUGAAGCUGCAUUCCCUUUCUUCAUCUGUGGUUUCCUGAGGAAUACCAUAUGAUUGCCAGCUUCCUAUCAUUCAAUGCUGUGAUUGCAUACCUAGUACACUGGUGCCUGAAUAGAAGAGUAUGUGAGCGCUUGGUAGCUGUUUCUGGUAUUAUUAUUCAACUGAAAAGAUAGUAGAGCUUAGAUAAUUAGCAGUUAAACUCCGACAGAAGGUGACAGGGCAUUGUCUUAUUUUCAGAGCUAACAUUCAUUUUGGGUUGGUUCACACCAAAUGCUUUUAAGCUGUGAUUUAGAGCUAGGUGGAUGAGACUCAGCAAGCCAGAGCAAAGAGUUGGACUUGUAUGAGAGCCAGUGUGGUGUAGUGGUUAAGAGCGGUAGUCAUGUAAUCUGGGGAAUUGGGUUCGCGUCUCCGCUCCUCCACAUGCAGCUGCUGGGUGACCUUGGGCCAGUCACACUUCUUUGAAGUCUCUCAGCCCCACUCGCCUCACAGAGUGUUUGUUGUGGGGGAGGAAGGGAAAGGAGAUUGUUAGCCGCUUUGAGACUCCUGAAGGGGAGUGAAAGGCGGAAUAUCAAAUCCAAACUCCUCCUCCUCCUUUGCUUCUCCUGCACAGCCAGGAAUCCUAGCUUAGGAAACAGGAAUCGUAGCUGAAAAUUGCAGUUGCUAAACAAGCCAGCUUCAAACAACAGCCCUCUGUUUAGAACAGCAUUAUUCAACUUAAACAUGCUCCCUCUUCUCCUAUCAUGCAGUGUGAUAAAGGCAUUGAAAAUGGUCACAGUUCAAAAGAGCAAAUAGAAGUGGCCGAGAGAAACUAUAAAAACUAAAAGAAGCUCUUUUUCACAAUGUUUUCAGUGUACUGCAAUAUCCUUGUUCAAAAAGGCAUGCUGAUAUGAAUGUAUAUUUACUUUAAAAUUGGCUUCCACUUUGUUCUUCAUUAACAGUUCUUACCAGUGUUGCAUUCAGGACUGAACAUCUGUCAUGUCAACUGUGGCAACGUGCUUAGUAAAAAUUACUUAAACGUUUGAUUAUUAAAAGCCCAAGAGCUAUUAUGAGUUUUAUGUAAUUUGAUGUACAUAUACUUGUUAAAACUAUUUUGGUGUUUUUUCCCCAAGAUGGCACACACAAAAUUGAUGGAAAGUGGCAGCUGCCAAUUGCAUUUCUUAUCUCUUCUUGCUCAAGAAAAUGGGACUUGGAAGAAUCCAGUUCUUUCUAGUAUCCUUUCCCAAGAGCCUCUGGAUCAGGAUGAGGGUAAGUUUACAAAGGAAAUGUAGGCUGAAAUGUAGCCUACUGUACAAAGCUAAGAGUUGCAUCCAUUAGUCUGCUUGCUUUUGCCCCUGGCCCCAGGCAGUCUUUGGGUGAUUCAUCACAAGGGAAUGUGGCUUUUGAGCUCGAAAGGUUCUCCAACCCUGCUAUUAAUUCUUUGCAGGAUAAGGCACUUCUGCACUUCAGUUUCUGCCCCCUGUCCAACACGUAGUAUAAUCAUUAGGUGAAGGUGAAUUUGCAGAAAUCCUCACACACUGUCAGGUAGGCUACAGCUACAUGAAAAGACUUGUGAACUGAGAGAUACUAACCAACUUUAGAAGUUGACAGUUACGUGUAUUUAAAUUAGUUCUUACUAUAAAAUAAAAGUAUCCUUAUUUACCAAUUGUUAUAUCUUCCUGUAUUAAGUGGAAAUGGGAAGACAGAGAAUUGGAAAUAAGCAGAGAGCUUAAAAGUUUUAUGCCUUACACGGGGGGAAAGCCCACUUUGUGUACUGGUUCCAGAAAGGUAGAGAUAGUUAUGCAGGGGCUGGUUCUGGGGUUGUUCUGACUAUGUGCAAUUUCAGCUUUACACACAGUCCCUGGAACCUAACCCCUGUGCAAGUUGUGAAUCAACUGUAUAGACAAUAGUUUUCCGUUUGUUGCCCAAUUAUUCCACCUUUCUUCAUGGUGUCUAAGAUACAGCAUUUUUAAAUCUCUUCUCUCCAUGAGAAAUGGCAUUAGAGAAUGCAAGUUAGAGAAGAAAAUUCUUCGUAAUUCCAUGUAUAGUGAUUAGUUUAUACGUGAUCAUUAAUGACGGAGAAAAAGAAAUGCACCAUUACUUUUGAGUCAAUUCUUCUAUGGUAAAGCUUUCUUGUGGAAGCACCCAUAUUUUAAGAUUUGUGAGUUAAUACUUACCGUGGCAAGCAUCCAGAGGGCAAACUAUUUAGCUCUAGUGUAAUCAUGUGUUCAAUACUUCCUUGGUGUCUCGUCUCGUCUUUAAAGUAAUAGUUAGGUGCUCCCCAUAUCAGUGAUCCAUGUGUUCAGCUGGAUCAGCUGGUGGCAUGCAUGAAUUAAGGCAAAAAUAAAUAAAAAUGCUACCCGUGCAUUUAAUUGGCAUGGCACAGAGAUACCUGCGUACAAAAUAUUAAAAUUUGUCACUGCCGUGUUACAUGGCUGCAAGGGCCAUUUUCUUUCGCUUCUUCUUUAAGGACUACUUGCGCUUAGUGGGAGUAUGAAGACAUGCAUAGCAGAGAUAUGAGGAAUGCUGUUACUGCCUCCUUUGGGAAGCAGUGGUUGGAAAACAGUUUAAGUGCUCAUCUGCCAUGAUGGGAAGGCAUGUAAAGAAUUUGAUUUUGCUUUGUAUUUGUAAGCUUCCUUUGUCUUAAGAGAAGCAGGAUGGUGAUGUUUGCCACACCCCAAUAAUUGCUUGCAAAGCUAUUUAAUGUGUGGAAAUCUGGGAAUUAAUUGAAUAUUUUAUUUUUAUUUUACUUAUUAAGUGCAUAUCUCACAUUUCUUCCCAAAGGACCAGGUGACAAACACUUCAAGUAAUAAAAACACAAUUUAAAAUGAAAUACUGACAUAGAGUUGUAUCUGAUGAAGUUGUCCUAUUCAUGCAAAGGCAGAUUCCUCCUCCUUCCCCUUCUUCCCAAAAAUCUGUUACAGGGGUUUCCCCACCCUCCAGAACAUUUUAGCAGGGUACAAGGAGAGGGAGGAGAAGUUUCAUUGUAGAAGUGGAAAUCCUUGUGCAAAUUGGACAGCUUCGUCGGAUACAACCCAUAGAGUCUGGGAAGACUGACAUAAUGUUUGAGAUGGUGUCCUUGACACUUUCAGGGUUACCAAGGUGUUGAGGUACUUUAAGAGUUUAGUCCCUUAGUUAUAAUGGUCUGAAUGAAGUUUGCAUUAAUUUCCAUGCUGUUAUUAAUUACCAUCUACAGUACAUACAAAUGGUAUGUUUAUGAAUAGUGCUGCUCACACUAGAAAUUUAGUUAGCACAAUAUUAAAUCUUGAAUUGAGGCCUCUUGCCAAAUAGGGGUUGGGCUUAAGUUUAUUUAUGUAAGAAUACAACUAAAACUAUGAUAAAACCAUAAUAAACACAAUUAAAAAUGUCCUGCACAGUAGGGAUAGCCUUUAGGAGAAAGGAAAGAACAUCAUAGGGGGAAACUAAUCAUUGAGGAUUUAUUUUGAUAAAGAAGUGUAUUAGAUGUGGUAUGGGUGGGCGUCUGAGAGAUAAAUAUUGGGUUUCAUUGAAGAUUGAGCAGAGUGAAGUUUAUAGUGGCUUAAAAUUUAUUUUUGUAUUCUAAAAUAGAUCUUGUUUCUGCAUUGACGGUUAUUUGUGUUAUGGUUGUGUUUUUGUAGCAUAACUUGGUCUUGUGAUCAUCCUUGCUCACAGGUUAACUGUACCGUGAAAUUAAAGGUUGCUGUGGAUUUGCAAGAGGAAAACUAAAACCUUGACAUUAAAACUCCAAAUGUUAAUAAUAUUAAUGUGACGUACAGUUCCGAUUCAUGAGUUAAAAAUGGACUUUUUUUAAACCUCAAGGUCCUUCCGUAUCUUAUUUCAGUGAUAGCAGAGAAUGUUCCUCUGUUAAUGCAAGACAGGUUACCUGAAAUGAUAAACACGGUGGUUUAAAGGAUUAUUAGGGACCGUGGGUGGAAGAGCAAGGCUAAAAAAUAAGAAAUGUAAUUAGUCACUGAAUCAUGUGGAAGAUGGAAAAGAAUAUGAAUGUUUUGGAUUGGGCAUGGAAAAUGAACAUUGAAUAAAUGCAUCAUUUUGUGUUUAACAAUGAACAGUACUAAACCUUUGCAUAUACAGAACUGUCAUCUCUAGUUAUUAAAAUAACUUUCUCCCAGAUUUCACAAUGGCCUGUGUGUGCAUUUCUUGUUAAGAAAGCAUGCCUGUGUUGCAUAGCUUAGGAAAAUAUAUUCUAAUUUCUUACUUAGCUUGUCAUUAUCUUUUUUUAAAACUUAAGCUGAUUUUAAUAAGUUGCACAAUUAAAUAUGCAAAGUGAGGCAGUUACUCUAAUCACAUAACAUGGAGUAACUUCUCAAGUAUGAUUUGAUUAUCAGGAGCGCCAUUGUGAACUGAGACAGUCUGCUCUUCUCCCUACCUCUGCCAUGGUGUCAAAAAUAGUUAAGAGUUAAAUGUCACAUUGCUUGACUCAGGCAAAUGAUGGUUACUACUAACCACAGUUUGUACCGAUACUGAAACCAAGACGUACACUGGACCGUUGUCUUGCCUCAGUAAUGGACUGGACAAGAGCCAAUAAACUGACAAUCUACAUAAGACAUUGUUAUUGGGUGGUUCCCUAGAUCAAAUGGAUGGGAGUGUGUUGUGGACACUUGGUCUAAAAAUUGUAGACAUGAGGAUUAGCUAGGUAAGCCUAGGUCAGAAACCUGCCAAAUUACAGACAAAGGUUUGUGUAUUAGCCACCUGUAAACUCGAUUGAGGCGACAGAGAGAACUAAAGGUGGUUUGCUUUAUGCCCUGUGGUUUUGUGAGCAACUACUUUUUAAAAUGGCAUAUAUCAUAGAGGUGCCUAUAAGAAAGGAGCGUGCAAAAUUUCAGAGGAAUGGGGGCAGGGGCUAGUGACUUACAUGAUUGAAAAAAAUCAUGUUUGUGUUCUAUUCACUUGGCACCAAAACUCCAGAAACAAUGCAAAGCUGAUAAAUAGGAGUGGAUGUGUAGCACAAAGGCAAAAGGGCAUCAGUGUCCGGCAUUUUCAAGUGAGCAUUGCUAGCAGAACUAGCAAAGAACACAGAGCAUACAAAAACAAGAUGAUACAUCAACAUCUGUUCUCCAAAGAACAGUGUUUAAAGAGCUUCUGUAAAUCUAUUCAAGGUUUUUCUGUGGAUAUGACACAGUAAAUUUGCAAAACAUUUUAAUGUCUGAAUAUAGCUGUGUUAAAAGUUCUGAAACAUAGCAGUUUUGAUACAAUAUAAACAUUGUCUGGUUUUUUGUUUAGUGAUUAUAAAGUAAUGGUUUAAUAGUGGCAAAACAAAGCAAUUUUGUAUCUCAUUUGCAUGCUUUUAAGUGAUCCUGAUAGUUUACUCUCUUUUUCUAUUUUAAUUUUAAAGAAACGUUUAUUCAAAAUUCUGCAAAACAGUGUUAUCAAACAGAAUCUGAUGACAAUAUACAUAGUCCACAUACAAUUAUAGAUCACUGUUCAACAAAAGCAGACAUAAAAUAAAACCAAAAUAAAUAAACAUCCUCCCAUCAGAUGUCAAGGAGAUAAUUAAUUACACAACUGUAGAAAAUAUUUGAAGGUAGCCUUGUAUAGGGAAGUUUUUUAAUGUUUAAUGUUGUAUUAUGUUUUUAUAUAUGUUGGAAGACACUCAGUCAGAUGGGCGAGGGUACCAAAAAUUGUUGAAGGUAGUGACUGGAACUAUUUAUAACAUAGACAUAAUGGCUGAACAAGACAGGUUUACAAACAUGGACUCUAUUAUACCAAGGGAAAGUAAUUAAAGUGUUCUGUUGUCCUAAGUCACUAUCAGCCGUAUUCAUUCAUUACUGCUUUGUUUCAUUGCUCUUUAUUUGCCUAUUUUCUUUUUCUUUAUUCCUCAUCAUCCCAAAACUGUCUAAAUAAUUUUAUUUAUUUAUCUUUAUCCAAUUACCUUCCCCAUUUUUUCUCUAGUUUGGGAACCCUCCAAACAUACAUAUUUUCUGAGUAUGUUUUAUUUAGCCCAGUGCCUUAUUUUAUGUCAGCCUUCUUCAAUCUUGUGCCUUCUAAAUGUUUUGGAUGACAAUUCCCAUCAUCCUUGACCGCUGGUGGUGUUGGUUGGGGCUAGUGAGAGUUACAUUCCAAAAACAUCUGGAGGGCACCAGGUCGGGGAAUGCUGUUAGUUGAGCAAGCUAUAAGUGUCUAUUAAAAAUUAAGGCUGCAAAUCAAGGAAGCAGUAUAUGAUUGUCAGGGAGAACUACAUGUGCAACCUGAGUAGGAUUACAGGUGGUGCCAUUUUGUGUGUGUCCAAUUGACGCACAACCACCAUUGUACACAUCAUUUUUGGCCCUGGAAUGGAGGUGGAACAGGCUUAUAGUGACCCAGAACACAACUCCUGCACAAGUGGGGAGUUGCCUGUACAUGUAUUCACUACAAUUGUUGUCAUUGCCAAAGUCACUGUUCAGUAUAAGAAGAGGCUUCUCUUCUGCCAUUGGGACUGCUGUACCAAAACAUCAAACAAAACUAGAUGUACAUGUAGUUCUCUCACCAUUCCCAUGCAGGCACAUCACUUCGUUGAAUUGCUGCUGCAGUUAAUGAAAAAUAUACCUUGACAUUCGGUUUUGGAAAGCAUUGCCAAAGCAUUUCGAGUCAGUAUAGGGAGACUUAUUGAAGACUGUUAUUAAUAAGUUUUUGCCUGUUACAUAUUUGUUUGACCCUUCCAAAAUUACAAAGUUGCAAUUGCUUUCCAUGCUCACUUAAGUUAAAACUUUGUCUUUCUUAAAUGGUAUGGGGAAAUAGUGCACAUACUGUUUCACUUUUCAAAAACAUGAAGAUAAAAUUGGCUGAAUAGUUUUAAUUGACGAUAUAAUUCACAAUUUUAAUUUAUGAAAUUUAGAAACUUAAUUGUGAAGGCUUUAUAACAAAAAUACAAGUACAUAGUUAAGGUAUAAAUACUAAUUGUAAAUAUUAACUAGUCUUUACUGAUUCACACAUACAUUGGUGUUAAAUAUUUAAUGGGCAGUUACUGAUCACAUAUUGUUGUUUCGCCCUGUUUGCAUUUCACAUUUUAAAGUGGAAAGUUCAGUCACCUUACAGUUUGGUCUGAAACAAGUCUAAUUGAAAGUACGCCUCAUUGUUAUCAGUGAAGCUUUCUUGCUUUGCAGCAUUAAUGUAGUAAUGUUCUAGAAUGUAAGCCAGUGCUUAGCUGCAUUGGACUGAUACUGUAUUGUGUGUUUUGAUGUAGUAAUUUUAACACUUAAUAUUGGGUUUAUACCUUUUUAUGUGCCUGAGAUUCCGUAACAAGAACGGACAAAAGGCAAGUUUGUCUGUUGAUGAAUACAUAUUAUUCUCUGGCUUCUGAAAUUUGAAUUAUAGGGAUAUUCAUUAAUUGCAUUUAAGACUCUUUCCUAAGUUGUAAAGAGCAUUUCUAGCAAUGUACCUAAUGUUGGAAGAUAGUAUAAAACGUGUUUGUUUCUUGUAUUUGAAAUUAUUAUUGUGAGUUGUAUUAUCAUUCAGUGGAUAUCACUGAUAAAGCCUGUUUUUAAUCAGUGUGUUAGUUUAAAAAUAUUAUUUAUUAUUAUAUAAUAUAUAAUAUUAUAUUAUUAUACUGGAAAGUAUCUUUGUAAAUAAUUUAUGGCUGAAUUCAGAUGAGAUUGACCUCUGAAUCAUAAAUCACAAUUGGCUUUUUGUAGCCGUAAUAUUACUGAAUCUGCCUCUUUCGUCCCAUUUCAUCAGCUUGCUCUCUGAAAAGUAAUUAGAACGAUUAAUUUAUCUGCAAGAAUAUCUGUUUUCAUAUUAUAAAGCUACUUAAUCCAGACAGGCUGCAGUGACAUUGAUUUUAAUCUAUUUCCGUAACCUUUUUGGUGGAUCUUUUUUAAUUAACUUUCGCAUCUUAGCUUUAUUGAUUUAUUUUUGUUUUUUACCUUUAGACUCUAUAGAUGAGUCAUAACUUUAUAUAUAAAGCCAUCUGGAUUCUUCUCCAAUUUCUCUCUCAUUUUACCCUUCUUCUAAAGACCAAUGUCUAUAAUCUCUUUGUAAAUAUAAAAAUGAGUGUGUGCGGAUGUGAGAAAAACAAGUAGGUUUUAAUCAGGUUUUGUUUUUGUUUUGUUUUGUUUUGUUUUGUUUAAAAAAAAACAUUUUAAAUACCGUAAUUUUAAAUUUGGUUCUUAUAUGUGCAACUUAAAAUAUAUCUGGAGUGUCUCUCUUGAUGGAACCUAGCCCGGCCAGGUGGGUUUCAAGGUGGGUCACAAUUUGGUCCCACUGCAGUGUGCACCCCAGUUCAUCACUUCCCUUGUUCACAUAGGUGUGCAUAGCAGUCAUUACCCUCCACCCGUGCUGCAACUGGCUUUGGGCUGUUGCACAAGGAUGCUGCCACCCAGCAAUAGAGAGGGGUGUCACCACCACCUCUCCAACACUUCCGCCUGUUGGUCAAGCUUGACCCCGGGAGUGGAGGUGUGGCCAGCUUGCAGCAUUGGGCCGCCACACAAGGAAGCUGUCUCUGCAGAUCCCUCAUACAGUGGUGCCCCGCAAGACGAAUGCCUCGCAAGACGAAAAACUCGCUAGACGAAAGGGUUUUGCAUUUUUUGAGUCGUUCCGCAAGACGAAUUUCCCUAUGGGCUUGCUUCGCAAGGCGAAACGUCUUGCGAGUUCUUGCGAGUUUGUUUCCUUUUUCUUAAAGCCGCUAAGCCGUUAAUAACCGCUAAGCCGCUAAUAACCACUAAGCCGCUAAUAGCCGUGCUUCGCAAGACGAAAAAACCGCAAGACGAAGAGACUCGCGGAAUGGAUUAAUUUCGUCUUGCGAGGCACCACUGUACGCCAGAUCCCUCUCAGCUGGCCCUAGAGUGGCCCUAAGGAGAAGGAGCCGCUGCCCAACCCCAAAGGCUGGGCUUGGGUGCUGCUUCCUUCGAUGAGGGAACCUGUUUUGGGGGUGCCUAGUUGCACACCCUCAAAAGAAAUGUGUCUGGAGCUGCGACCCUCCCCGUCCUGCCCUCUCCAUGCUAUGCCACUGGCACUGGCUCUUAUAUAUGUUCAUCGCUGCAGCUUUCUUUGUAAGUGCUAGCUUGAGAGCCAUAGGUGAUAAGGAACUGCAUGUCAGAGGGUGCAUGGAAUUCCAUGGCAGUGAAUGAGCUAGUGGAGGGGGAAUGGAACACUGUUCCUACUGUGCACCCAGUGUAGAAACCAAGUAGGGUGCCAGAAUCUGGUGCUUAGCAUAAAAAUACAAUGAAUUGUUGCAGGAAGGAAAUACUUCUUUGUCUCCCUCUGUAGCCCCUCCAGUCCCUCUCCUGUUAUAAAAAAAUACAUAAUUGCAGACUAGUUUGUGGUCUUAUUUAUUAGGAUUAUUUGUUGGUUCUACCAAUCCUGUAGUCAUAUAUUUGUACAAUUGUGUGCCGAAUGAAAUCUUACCUUGACACCAUGCAGCAUAAAUUGUUCAUUAAGAAGGUUGUUCAGCCCCCUCUCCCCUCAUUAUAGCUUGUGUUCUCUGAAGUAAAUUAUGUUGAAAUACAAAUAAUAUUACUGCAAAAAAGGUAAUCUCACUUAUUUCCCAUACCAUAAUUAAGAAAAGUUGGUAUAUCAUAGGGUUUGUUCAGAUGUUGUCGCUGAGAAGGAAUCAAGGUAGAAUUUGGGUUUAUGAACACCCUUACCCAUGUUUCUACUUCUCUUUUCAUGAUAACUGGUGACAGAACAGGAGCUUCUAUACUCUUAUGGUGAGAGGGAUUGAGGAGGGAAUGUACAGCAGUGAAAUCAUGUCCAAACUCUUAACCACAUUGAUGAUCAGAGGGAAGAAUUGAAGCUCUGGCUUGCUUUUUUAAAAUUGAAAUAGGUUUACUGUAGUCAAGUUGGGCCCUUUCAAAAUCCUUCUAACAGUUAGUGCCUUUGCCUUUCAUGAUAAAUACUGGUAUGUAGACCUGUGUUAACACUUACUGCAUGGUGAGCUAACAAUAUGUCUAAUUGUCUUUCAGUGAAUCAGUUUUUAACCUUUGAAGGCCCUAUGCUACUGGAUGUGCGCAUUAAGCAUUUGAUGAAAACAAAGCAGUUAACUCAAGCAACUGCCCUGGCAAAAGUGUGCUCUGACAAUCCAGAAAUCAGCAGCAAAGGCAGUUUUAAGCAAACCUAUCUAGUCUGCCUUUGUUCUGGGUCACCAAAUGAAAAGCUAAUGCAGGAGGUAAGUAUGUUUUAGAAAUAUGCCUUGUGACUUUCUCAAAACAUCAGUAAUAAGAGUAUUGGGAAACAUGGUUCAGAAGUGCAUGUUGUAACAUUCUCUGAAGAAAGAAUUACUUGUGUUCUAGAACAGUUAAGCUUGAGUCAGUGCAAACUGUAAGGUAUAAAACAUCUUGGGCCAGAUUCAACUACCCCAUUCAUGGAAGCUAGCACAAGGACUCCACCUAGCUCAAUGGAGCUUUCCCCCUCUCUUCCCCUGUACCUGCCUCAUAUCCUCCCUGGAGAGUUGGGAGAACCCCCAGAACAGCAUGGCAGGGAGGAGAAGGAAGAUUGUUCCAUCUGGCAAGCAGAAAUACUCUCAUUGGUGGUAUAUUGAAUUCCACCCAUUGACUCUUAUCCCUUAAAAAAGAAUUGUUGAAGUGUUUGCCAUAUUUUAUUAUAUGGGGGUCUAUUCGUUAAUGUAUAGUACCCAUUAUUUGGAUACAAUGGCUUUAAAUUGGAACAAUUGGGCAUAGAAAGGUUAGGAGGGAAUUCAUGAUUUUGAAUAAUUCUGGGAGAUUAAGGUUUUCAGGGAAGACAAGGGUUUUCUUAAGACAAGGGGUAAUUAAAUAUGCUCAGUGGUCAGUCUUUGAAACAUUCAUAUCUGUUAGACCCUCUUUGGCAGUAAUCAGAAAGGAACUGACAGCCUUGUUCGAGCUUUUGAAGAGAAAUGACAGAAUGACUCCAUUUGGCAUUAAUAUAUUUUAAAAUGCCCUUCCUCUUUCAGCAUUAACCACACUACCUGGUAAAUGCUAAGCUUUUGACCACCUUCAAAUCCUCUAACCAUGGCUGGCAUUGACCUCAGCGCAGAUGCACUGCUGCAGCAUUGUUAAAGUUGAAAAGGGUUAGAAGAAAGGGAUUCUAGUACUGUAUAAGGAAAGGAAGGCGGUUCAUGAACUUGCUGAAGCCCAGAGGUUGCUCCCAAUCUCUUAACCAAAAUUAAGUCCUUUGAUUCCUGGAGUCCUUUCACUUGGAUUAUUUUAUAUUUGGGAAUGAUUUGUCCAGGUCCUUACAAACAUAGGGUAGGAUUUCCCUAACAAGACCUAUCAGCAGAAGCCCUGCACAAAACAUUUUGCUUGCACAGUGGGGCUUUUCCCCUCCGCCCACCCAUGUGUGUUGGUAAGGCGAGUCCCCAGAACAGUACUCAGAAGGUGGAGAGGUGAGUGGUUAUUCUGUUUGGCAAACGGAAAUGCUUGCACUGACAGAAGGAUCAGAAGAGUGUGACGUUAAAUUCCUCCCAUAAACUAAUAAAACAUAUACAUAGAGACUUAAGUAUUUUUGUCUGUGUUAGCAGUAUUUUUAGUCUCUCUGGAUAAGUGUAAUAGAAGAUGCUGGUGUAUAAAUUUAAGAGAUCAUUGAGAUGAUAUAUGUAAUGUAUAAACUGUACAAAUUAGAUUUUUUUUUCUUUUUGAAAAAUAAUCAUGGUUUUUACAUAGACUAUCAAUGUUUAAAGCAAUUGCUUAAACUGCUGAUAUGUACUACGCAUGUUUUGAUGUAAUCAGAUUUAAUAUUUUAACUGAAAACAAAUUACUUAAUCUUUUUUUCCUCACUCUUCAGAUUGCAGAUAUAGACUGCAAAGAUGCUUUAGAAAUGAUCUGUAAUCUAGAAUCUGAAGGAGAUGAAAAGAGUGCUCUUAUUUUAUGUGCAGCAUUUUUAUCUCGUCAAUUGCAGCAGGGAGAGAUGUAUUGUGCAUGGUAGGUUUGAAUCCUUUGAACUAUGUUAGUUAGAAUAUAUUAUACAGCAAAUAUACAAAUGGAGUAAUGGAACAGAAAUAUUAUAAAAUUGAGUAUUUUAUCAUAACUUCUGAUAGCUAGUGCCAUUGGUGUCUGUAAUUUAUCCUAAUUAAGGAUCAGAUAGUAGAUCAAAUAUUACAAAGCAACCGUAGUUUUACCUCUGUAGGAACCAAAUUCUACAGCUCUUAGUAGACUGGUGUAAUAGAAGUUAAGUUAAAAUAUCUAAAAUACUUACCUCAUCAUUGUGAGAUUUUAUUGUACCAGUACAUUUCCAAGUACUAUGCAGUGAAAUGAUUAGUAGACUGUUCCUUGUGAACAUAAGCCAGAGCAUAUUUAACGCUGAAACGUGCAUCCUUACCAUUUAUAUCCGUAUAAGAUAGAUAUUGAGUGGGAAAACAUAAUACUUGGAAUGAAAUGCUUAGUCAUGAAAAUGUUAGCACAUUUAACAUUCAGGAUUUUUCUGUAAAUUUUAUUAAAAUAAGAUUUCAAUCACAAGAAUGAUGGAUUGUAAAUCACUCUUAGUUUUAUGCUGCUCAAGAUGCAUUAAGCAAGCCAAUUUCCCCAUCUCAAGUAUUCAGAAAGAAGGACUUGCUUUCCAUGUGUCAAGGCAUAGUUUAGUCAAACAGUUCUCUUAUAUAAAUAGAAGUGUACUUCAUUUUAAAUGUACUGUAAUGUUUCUCCUGUUUUUGGCCAAAAUAUAAUGCAGGUAGGCUGCCUCUGAAGCUAUUAUUUUUCUUUGUAUUCCAACUGUUUCCAAAAUUUCCCAAUAAGUAGAAGCUGCAGGGAAUUCCCAAGGUGCCAUACUAGCAAUUGUUUACCUUAAUUUAUAGGGCAUGGGGCUGCCACCUCUGUUGCAUUGAUUGCCAACUCCCAACCCCCUCCCUUCACCCCUGCCCACUUGCUACCCCUGCCAACACACAACCCUCCCCAUUGUGAAUCCCCAUCCUUCCACAUCUCUCACAGCUCGCCCCAAUCCACUGUGAGAGGGUGAAAAGAUGAGAAAGUAUUUCAUCGCAUUCUGCCAGAAGGAAGUGUGCAUUUUGAAAUUUCCACUUCCAGGAGCAGUGGGAAAAGGAGAGAAAGACACACCCCUCCUUCUAGUGACUACAGUGUUUCAAUGUUAGUAUAGUUUUAACUUUGUAAAUCUCAAUUUUCAGGGAACUGACACUCUUCUGGAGCAAACUACAGCAAAGGGUAGAGCCUUCUGUACAAAUAUAUCUAGAGAGAUGUCGUCAACUUUCUGUGUUAACAAAGACAGUAUACCACAUUUUCUUCCUAAUUAAAGUAAUCAAUUCAGAGGUAAGGAUGUGCAGUAAGGUUAUUUGUGAUGCUGUGGAAUUGAAAAUCCACUUGGUAGUGACUUGCAAAGUAUAGUGCACCUACCUCAUGAAAAUACAGUUCUUCGCACUUCCAACUAUGGUAUCUGCAUGCGUAAACUAGCAGUCAGAAGUUCCUGUGAAGCAUAAUUUCCUCUUGUCUCAGAGAAUGCUGGCAUGACAGUGUGCACUUUGCACUCAGUAUCUCUGGCUGCCAAAAAUGUCCAAAACACUAACCAUUUGCUUAGAACAUCUUUUAAAGAAAGGGAGGGAGGAUGAGCCCAUCUGUGGGAGAGAGCUUUUGAUUGCUUUUGACCAUUCUAGAUGGCCUUGACUCCUACAUCAGUUUUUUGAAGUAGAAAGAUUGCAUUGGGUACAAUACAGCCAAAUUUUGCUCACUCUGUUUCAAUACCAUUCUGGGUAAAGUAUUUAUUUUCCCAUUAUGUUUAUAUUUCUAGGCUAUUUUCCUGCCCAAAGGCCAGUAAACCAGGUUACAAAUAAAAACAGCUCAAAACUUAGAAGUCAACAGCUAAACAAAAUAAAGAAAAAAAAAGUCAAAUGCAGAGCAGCACCAAAACAACCUCCAACUGUUAAAAAGCAAACAUGAAAAUACAGCAAGAAACCAGGCCAGCAUGAAAUCAAGACCAAAGGAACAAUGAAAUAAUAAAACAAUUGUAACAGAACAGCCUAUAGUGUGGAGGUAAUACAAGUAUAGGCGAGAUAGUUCCACAUCCUGUUGUUUCAGGAUGAUGUAGGCAAGUGGAAGUUCUUCCAGGGAAUAGGUCUUAGUAGGUCAGUUGUAUUCCUUAGUUUGGGACCUUAGUUUGCUUGACUCUGCCUUAAAUUGUAUAGCGAUGUCUGCCCAAGAGUUGCUAAAGAUACUAGGUUGGAUCCAGAGAAGAGGACAUUUGCACAAGUAGAUUUUCUUCAUGUGUCCUUCACAUGAAAAGCUACAUGAUACUGCUGUCUGAUUUCAGCUCAUUCAUUCCCAUUCUAGCAUCUCAUCUUCCAGCCAUCAGAAACAUUUUAUUUGAUGGAUGCAGGUAGCUGCAAUUUGGGUUGUGAAAUUCUUUUCAUGCAAACAUCCUUAUGCUUACGUUUCUCUGGAUACAACCCAGAGAUAUUUGAGAAUGGCAUUUACAUGUAAUAGCUCUGAUAAAUGUUGAGCCUUGCGGGACACAGCUGAAUUAAGGACAAAGAAGUUGCUCUUUUCUCCAGUAUUAUUUUUUGUGCUUCUAGAUAUUGUAAGGCAGUUGCUUGUUUCACUUAAUAAUUAUGGGUUUUUUCAAGAGUUAGUAACAGGACCACAUUAAUCAAAAACUGAAUUCUAUAACUGUUCCUGGAAGAAGUGAUUAAUUUUGACAAAAUGUAGACCAUUAUCCAUUUAAUGCAAAAAUAAGGGUUUUUUAAUUGUAUGUUUAAUGUUCAGAUGUAAGGGAAAGAGUUUGAAUAAUCAUUUAUAGAAUUUACUGAAAUCAAUUGUAAGCAUUACAUAAUGUUUUAAAUUACUUUUUAAUUUGUCUCUUCUUUUACAGAUUGAUUCUGCUGGACUUGCAACGUGCAUUGAACUUUGUGUGAAAGCAUUGCGUUUGGAAGCCAGUGAGAAUACAGAGGUCAAGAUUUCCAUUUGCAAGACUAUAUCUUGUUUGUUGCCUGAUGAUUUGGAGGUUAAACGUGCUUGUCAACUGAGUGAAUUUCUCCUCGAGCCAAAUGUGGACGCAUACUAUGCUGUUGAAAUGCUAUAUAAUCAGCCUGACCAGAAAUAUGAUGAAGAAAACCUUCCAAUACCAAAUUCAUUACGCUGUGAGCUCUUACUUGUAUUAAAAACUCAAUGGCCUUUCGAUCCAGAAUUUUGGGACUGGAAAAUGCUAAAACGUCAGUGUCUUGCAUUGAUGGGAGAAGAGGCAUCAAUUGUAUCAUCAAUAGAUGAGCUGAAUGACAGUGAAAUGCAUGAAAAAGCAGAGGACUGCCAAGAUGAAAACAAAGAAACUUUAGUGAAUGGACUUUCUGGAUGUUUUGAUGAAGCUACAAACUUACUUAGAAGCAUUAGAGAUAAAAAGCAGAAAAACCGAGAAAUAAAGAAACUGAGAGAGCGAGGGUUCAUAUCUGCUAGAUUCAGGAACUGGCAAGCAUACAUGCAAUAUUGUGUGCUGUGUGACAAAGAAUUCCUUGGACAUAGAAUAGUAAGGCAUGCACAGAAACACUACAAGGAUGGAAUCUAUAGUUGCCCGAUAUGUGCACAGAAUUUUAAUUCUAAAGAAACAUUUGUUCCGCAUGUCACGCUACAUGUUAAGAAGUCUAGUAAAGAGAGACUGGCUGCAAUGAAACCACUGAGAAAAUUAGGAAGACCACCUAAAACAGCAACCACUGGUGUGAACAAGAAGAACAAUGCUGUAGUUAAGCAGGAACAACGGCACAUAAAAAAGAACAGCCUUUAUGCAGCAGACUUCAUUGUUUUUAAUGAUAAUGAUGGUUCUGAUGAUGAAAAUUUUGAAAAAGACAAACCUUACAUUCCAGAGAUAACACCAGUUCAGAAACCAUUGCCUGUCAAUGAGUUUACAUGUCCUGUUAGCUUGUGUAAGAAAGGCUUUAAAUACUUUAAAAAUUUGAUUGCACAUGCGAAAGGUCAUAAAGACAAUGAAGAAGCUAAACGGUUUCUUGAAAUGCAGAGCAAAAAAGUCAUUUGCCAGUACUGUAGACGCCAUUUUGUAAGUGUUACCCACCUCAAUGAUCAUUUACAAAUGCAUUGUGGCAGCAAACCCUACAUCUGUAUCCAGAUGAAAUGUAAAUCUAGCUUUAAUAGUUAUGCUGAACUUUUGAGUCAUCGGAAAGAGCACCCACUCUUCAAGGCAAAGUGUAUGUUUCCGAAAUGUGGGAGAGUGUUUUCAGAAGCAUACUUACUUUAUGAUCAUGAAGCACAGCACUAUAAUACCUUCACCUGCAAAUUUGCAGGUUGUGGAAAAGUUUACCGCUCCCAAAAUGAAUUAGAAAAGCAUAUUAAAGACCAUACUAAAUCAUCUGAAAAAAUACAGCUGUCUGAUGGUGAGAAUAAUUCUUCCCAACCUUUAGAAGAAAAUGAGAAUGCUGAAGAAAUCCAUCCAAAAGAAACAUUUGUUCUACCACCUGAAAAUGGUAUAAAUAUCUGUGCCAAAGCAGAAAAUUAUGUGUCGGAUCAGUUCAAAGAUGAAUCUCUCAGGACUGAGGAAACAAAAAUGCCAGCUAGUGUACUGGAACAAAUUAAUUCAAUCUCUGUAGAAAGUGUGGAGCAACCUAUACCUGCUCCUCCUGCAAAGGCAGAACCAGUAGCUGUGGCCAGCAGUGUUUUGAUGCCUCUUCUAGGCCAAAGAAUUAGAGAAAACAUGGCAAGAAAAGGUAAAUUACCUGCUUUGAGUAGUAAAAUAGAUACUGGUGCCUCUGUAGUCCAACAGUUAUGCCCAGCCGUUGAAGAUACUUGUAAUGAUCUUGCAGUGUUCCAGGAAGGAAAGGAACAUGACUGUGUUGGUGAGUCCCAAACAGUUUCCAUGCAUUCAGUUAAACUUGAACCUGAAGUUCUUGCAUCAAAAAGCCCUGAAAAAGAGAUAAGUCUUAUGUCCUUCAUGCCGAAUCAAGUAGGCUGUCAAAAUUUACUCUCUCCCAAACUUCCCAUGGAAGAGAACAUUAAGACUGCUCCCAAUUUUUAUAAUUUGCCUCUAAAGACUUUAGAAGGGAUUGCACUUGCUCCAACCCAGAGCAGCCUCGGCACUCCUUUUGUUCCAGUCAUACCACUGGCAGCUCCAGUUCAGAAGUUCACUUGCCAAGUUGAUGGAUGUACUCGAGUCUACAAUUCUUGCCAAAGCAUUGGCAAACAUAUGAAGACAGCCCAUCCUGAUCAAUAUGCUGCAUUUAAGAUGCAGCGCAAGAAUAAAAGGAGUAAAAAAACAAGCAGUUUGCAAAACCCGUCAAAUGAUAGCAAAAUUGUUUAUUUUUUACCAUCACAAGUAUCUACUCCCACUAGUGAUGCUUUUCUUCAACAAGCCAAGACCACUUCAAAUCCCCCUUGUACAAGCCAACUGCAGCAGCUGUCUAACGCCCUUUUUCCAACACGUCUGGAAAGUAUGACUAAUUCCCUAUUACCCAACAUGGAAAAUGUUAUAAAUAUAGGUCUAUCAUCCCAUAUUAAAAGUGAAACAGAGAAUACAUUAGGCGCACAAUUGGGAAGUUUGUCCAGUGCAACUUUACCUUCACAGCUGGACGAACUAGAAAAACCAGUUAUGCCUCUGAACAUUGACAGUGGUUCAGAUCCUUUCCUUCCUUUACCUUCAGAAAAUGGUCCAAUUUCUCUCUUUCCUUCUCUUGCUGAUAAUGGUCCGAGUUCUGUUUUCUCACAAAUGGAGAACAAUACCAGUCACUUUUCCUCCCUAGAAGGAAACAAUAACUCUGCUUUUACAAAAGAGGAAAGUGUUGAUGUGCUCUUCCCUUCACAAGUAAAUAAUGAGAGUAACUUCAGUGAAACCACUCCGCAACUCCUUGUUUCAGAAAAAGUGAAGAAGGUUCGUAGGCGAGAUCCAGAUGGAAAAGAAAAGAAGCCAAAGCAUAACAAGCGGGCAAAAUGGCCAGCAAUAAUCAGGGAUGGCAAAUUUAUUUGUAGUCGAUGUUAUAGGGUUUUUUCUAAUCCUAGAUCACUUGGUGGCCACCUGUCUAAACGCUCCUAUUGUAAGCCCCUAGAUGAAUCGGAAAUUUCUCAUGAAGCUCUACAGCUUAAUGGACAAUCUUCUCUUCUUGCCAGUAUGAUUCUUUCUUCAAAUGCAUUGAGCUUACAGCAGCAACAGGAGCCAAGUUUUAAUCCAGAAGUGUGUUUUAAAGAGCCAUCAUUCCUUCAGCUGCUGGCUACUGAAAAUCGGUCAACUGCUUUUUUCCAGAACUUGUUUCCACGGACUAAUACGACUACCUUCAAUGCAAGUGAAAAUGAAGAAGGAAAUGAAAUUAUCAAACAGGCCUUGGAAACUGCAGGCAUUCCAAGUACUUUUGAUUCUACAGAAAUAUUACCACAUGUAAUUACAACUAGCUGUAUCACUGGUACUACUGAAAUAAAUGCAACAGUUUUGCCAAAUCCAGGUGUGUCACCUUCGUUACCAACUACCUUGCUAUCAGACCAAAACAGAACAAUUAACACCAAAAUUUCCUCAGUAGAAGAAUGCAACAGCUUACCAGUAUUUCCAGAUGACUUAAUACUUAAGACUAUUGAAAAUGGCUUAUGUUCCAACUUCGUUUCUAAUUCUACUGCCACAGCACAUAAUUUUGGAAAUAAUACUUCACGUAUUUCAGUCAUAAGCAGCAUCAAAAAUUCAGAAUUGAGUAACUUAAAGAAAAAGGGGGUUGGUGGUUCGAAGAAAAAGAAGAAAGCUGCUACUGACAUUUCACAGAAAUUAGUAAUUAAUGAUUUGUCAACAUUGGGGCUUUUAGCCAGAAAUGCUGAAGAAAAUGUGCAAAUAUCGACAGAGAAUCUCCAGUCAAAUGUAUUGACAAAAUAUGAAUCUCAAGUGUUAAUGGAAAAUCUUACACAAAAACUGAGCGAUGUGGACAGCGAGUUAAUUGCCAGUGUCAAAGAGAACUUUAAUACUAGUCAUGACACUCAUGAAGAAACAGUUUGCUUAUCAGUGAAAUCUGAAAAUGACAACUCUCAGGUCACUCUAGAUUCCUGCAUUCAGGAAAAUUCCAAUUUGGAGAUUUCAGAGCAGAAUGUAAUUGAAAACUUUGAGAAGACCCUUGAAAUAAUUAAAACAGCUAUGAACUCUCAGAUGGUAGAAGUUAAAAUGGAAAACCAGGAAGUGUCGAUUGAGUCAUUGCAGAGUCAGCAAAUCAGUACUCCUGAGUGUACAUCAGAAAACCCUUCACAAACUGUUCAACCAUCCAACCUUGCGCAACACAUAGCAGACAUACAGAAUGUCACCCUUGAUAAAAAUAGCCCUUCUAAGUAUGACACCUCUCACAAAGAUGAUAUUCAGAUUAUGGAAAUAUUAGAAGGUCUGAAAAAGCUGAAGUUAGAAAGUGAAACUUCAGGUCAAGUGUUUGACAGUAUAAUUCAUUGUCUUCCAGCAGAUUCACUACCACAGAUUCUUGUUCCAUUUGUAACAACUGAGAGCACUUCUCCUGUCCAGCCACCUUCAGAAACGCAUAAUCGGUUCAGUGAAAAAGCCCAUAAACCUUUUAUGUGCCAGGCCCCAAGCUGCAGUUACAGUGCUAUGACCAAGGAUGCAUUAUUUAAACACUACAGCAAAAUACAUCAAUACACUGCAGAAAUGAUACUGGAAAUUAAGAAACACCAGUUGAAAUAUGCACCCUUUAAAUGUGUUGUAGCUACCUGUCCAAAAACAUUUACAAGAAAUUCUAACCUCCGGGCCCACUGUCAGCUGGUACAUCACUUUACAACAGAGGAAAUGGUAAAACUAAAACUAAAAAGACCCUAUGGGAGAAGAUCCCAAAACAAAACUGCAAACUUAACACCAAGGCCUGUUGAACUAAAGAGUAUACCUUGUGUGCUAAUGGAAAGUGCACAGGAAGCACAAUUGACUAAAGAUCUUGAAAUAAAGAAAGAAGCAUGUAUAGAAUCUGUGAAAGUGCCAGAAAUAGUGGUGCCAGAGAGGGUGAUCCCAGAGGAGGUGGUGCCAGAAAGUACUCCAGAUGUUUCUGAAAAAAUGGAAAAACCUCCACAAGUGGUUACCAUUCCUCCUGAACUUUAUAAUGUUGCCACACUAAAAAACAUACAGGUACAACCCAAAGUACGCAAAAUUAGAAGACAUAGGAAAGAAAAAGAGGAGAAAAAACACCCCAAACCAGCAUGUAAAACUUUAGAACUUCCUACUAGUUAUAGUCCCUACAGACCUUACAGAUGUGUACAUCAAGGUUGUUUUGCUGCUUUUACAAUACAGCAGAAUUUGAUUCUUCAUUAUCAAGCUGUACACAAAUCUGAUCUGCCCUCCUUCUCUGUGGAAGGAGAAGAAGAAAGUGAGCCGAGUAAAGAUGAGGAGUUUUGUAAAGAAGAAGACUGUGAUGAAACUGAAACAAAUGUAAUUGUAAAAGAAUUCAGAUGCGAGGUGAGAAAUUGCUCAAGGAUAUUUCAGGAAGUCACUAGUCUUAUUCAGCACUACAUGAAGCUUCAUGAAAUGACUCCUGAGGAAAUUGGAAGCAUGAAGUCAGCCUUGGAUGUUGGAAGAUUCCCUUGUGAUCAGUCUGAAUGUAAAUCAUCCUUUACAAUGUAUAUUAAUUAUAUUACUCAUUUAGAAGUGGAUCAUGGAAUAAAGAUAAAACAAACAAAAACAGAGGAUGGCAUGUACAAGUGUGAUUGUGAAGGCUGUGAUCGUAUUUAUGCAACAAGGUCUAAUCUCCUACGACAUAUUUUUAAUAAGCAUAAUGACAGGCAUAAAGAUCAUCUGAUAAGACCGAGGCGAUUCUUGACACCAGGUCAGGAAAAUAUUUCAAGUAAGGCUAAUCAGGAAAAAACCAUGAAAAUUAAGCAUAAAGGAUUAAAAUAUAGGGCAGGAAAGCAUGGAAACAAAAUAUCAAUUAGGACUAAGCGAAGGAAACUUAUAAUUGUAGAAAACAAGAACUCAAAAAUGGGCCAGAUCCUUGAAAAUAAGGCAUAUACUUUGAAAUGUGGCAAGUAUGUAUACUCAAUAAAGAGUAGGCAUGAUGCUUUAUCAGAAUGUUCAAGCCCUUUGGUCACACAAUAUCCAUGUAUGAUAGAAGGCUGUUCGUCAGUUGUCACAAGUGAAAAUAAUAUAAUUAGACAUUAUAAAUGUCACAAGUUGUCUAAAGCAUAUACUUCAAAACACAGAAAUAUCCUAAUUGUCUCAAACAAACAUCCUGAUUUAAUGGAGAAAGAAGUAUCUUCACAAAAUGAGGCAAUUGAGGACAAAACGUGUGAUGCAGAAUUGCAGCCACAUUUGUCUGAAACCCCUGAGGACUUGAGAGCCUCUACACCAGUGGCACAAAAAGAACCUGAGAAGAGUGAGAAGGAUGAAGUGGAUGAGCUUGCAGAAAUGUUCAUUACCAAACUUGUUAAUGAGGACCUCACAAGUUCAGAGAAUCAUGGAAAGCCUUCUGAUGUAAAUAAUGACUGCCAAGAAACUAGUUCUUGCCUUUCAGAAAAGCAAAACGUAAAUGGCAACUUGAAAAGAGCAAACAAAGAAAAAAAUCCUCAGAUUAAAAAGCGGAAAGUUGAGAAACAGGAAGAAAUCUUAGCUGUUGAAGUAAGUAGUGUGCGGAGAGAGGAGGAAACUGCUGUCGCUGUUCAAACUGCUGAAGAGCAAUCCGCAUCUUUUGACUGGAGUUCAUUUAAGCCUAUGGGAUUUGAAGUAUCUUUCCUCAAGUUCCUUGAAGAGUCUGCAGGGAAGCAAAAGAAACCUACAGAUAGAGCCUGCAAUAGCUGUGGAACCAGAAAAGGUUCUCAUUCAAACUCAAGAAAAUCUAAUGACAAGUCCUCGUUUGCAAGAACACGAUCAUGUUCUGAAAGUGAAAUCUAUGUACAGUUUGCUAACCCAUCACAAUUUCAGUGUAGCGGUACUGUAAAAAUAGUUUUAGAUAAGACUUUUAAAAAUUGCACUGAGCUUGUGUUGAAGCAGCUUCAGGAAAUGAAACCUACUGUCAGUCUUAUAAGACUUGAUGGACAUUUGGAGAAAAAUCCAGAGGUUACAAAAUAAUCGGGUAAUAUGUGUGGACUCUAUGUUCUGAUGAUUAAUGUCUAAACAUGACCUGUACUGCAUUUUUUUUAUUUUAUUUUAGUAGGAAGCCAUUGAGCAUGAGACUAUUUCUUAAGGUUUUCUGUUGAAGUGAUUUAACCUAGCAAAAUCAUGACAGUUGUCAUGUAAAUUUCUUUGUUUUUAUCCCUAUGGGACUUGGAACAGAAUCAUUGUUUCAGUUUUGUAAAUAAUUGAUCAGAACCUCAAUUUUUUAUCAGAUUUUUGUCCUUUUCCAUGACUCAAAUAUUUGUGUAUUGUCUGUGGUAUUUUUCACUGGGUCACAGCUCAUAUAUAACAGUACUUUUUAUUUGUAGAUACAUUUUUGUAUAUAUUUAUUAUUGUAAAUCAUUUGCUGCUGUUAGCAGUCUGUAAGUCUGAAAUAUUAAAUGACACGUUUAUAUUCAGAAUUUUAAUUUGUAACUAAGUGAUCCAGUUUUUAAAAUAUUCUUUUAAACUUUUUAAAGUAACAACUAGGUAAGUCUACCAUAUCCAGUUUCGUUUUGCAUAAAAUGUGUGUACAGGAGAAGAGAUUGAUCAGAUCACACUUAAUUGGUUAAAAUACAUACUGACACAGUUGUGUUUGUAACUUGAAACAUCCAAUAUCUUUGGAUGGUAUUCAUAUGUACUUAACUCAAACUUUUUCCUAUAACUGCAUUUGCAUUGCUUUUAAUUGGAUCGAAAUUCUUCCACUUCCAUAAUAUAAUGGAAAUGUAAAUUUUAAAUAGUUUGCUGACACUGAAGAUUUUAAACAACAUUUUGGUAUUGAAUAACCCAUCGUGAAUGUGAUAGAAAAUUAGUAGUGUGGAGCAGUGUAUAUUUUUGAGGUGGUGAUUUGUGAAGUAGCCCAGUAUUGCCUUAAAUAAAAUCACAUUUCAUUUCUUGUUUUA